AAUAGCCAGAAUUGCUUAAGCAGCUCAUUUUGGCACGCUAAAGAUCGCUGCUCUAAUUCGCCUUUUGCAGUAGAUAAACAGCAUCAAAGUUCCAGACAGGACUUUCAAAAAGCUGUUAAGCAGCUUCGUGUCAUGGAUUUGCAAGAAAAUUUGCCUUAGCGUUUUGUUGUCAAGUAAGACUACAUAACCUCAAAAAAAAAGGCGCGCUAUCACACUUGUCAGGCAUGGAUUGUGUGAAUGUGUUGGUGUGUUGGGUUGAUGUGAGCUUUCUUCUGAUAUUCAUUGUAUGUAUGUGCUGUAUAUGCUUAAUGUGUUAAGUUAGUUUGAUGUGUGUGUUAUAGUUAUAGUUAGAAUUUAGUGUUAUUUGUCUUUAUUAGUGAGUUUUGAACAGUCGACCUCCGUGUCUAUGUCAUUUCCCUUUCCUAUGUUAGCUAUUUGCCCUGAUGUCUCGAUGUAACAUCAAAUAGCUAUAAAAAUAAAUUCACCCAUCCGAAAUCAUCACAACAUUGCAACCACAUAGACAAACUGCAGAUAUUCGCUGAGUCUCAGAAAUUCCUGGAACAAAACCAACAAUGUAUUUCCAAACGACAACCCGUACCAUUCCGGCAGAACACACAGGGCAGAAAGGCAGCAGAAAAUCUACGGCAUACGUAUCUAUUUCCAUCAUCAUAAAUAUAGUCUGGAAAAUGCCUUUUAACAUCGUUGAAACUGUAGAUGGUAGAGGCCACAAGGAGCUGUUGGCCGUCCCUGAAACAUGGAUUCAAGGAACAAGCAAAGGGAUAAAUUACCUUAUGUGGCCAAACGUCCGGCGAGCCGAUAGUUUAAACGCGCUUUUACUAGAUGAUUCAAGCAUGCCUUCUAAUUCAUGGGAGAGAAUAAUGUGCAAGAUAAAACGUACAGGACUGGAAACAAUCGCACAAGCUAAUCGCAUUAUACAGGAUAUGUGUUUGGUUUCAUCAACGGAUUGUAGUGUUGUGCACGAAGAAAAGUUAUGCAAACCUAAAAAGACGAAGCAACAUGCUUUCAAACCAGACAACAGAUUUCAACAAAUGUUAGUUGAGGAACAGCCAAAAGAAGAGAGUAACGAGGCCAUAGAAUGCUUGAAUGAAGACAAUUCAAUAGAAUUUGAGGAAGAGGAAUAUUUGGAAAAGGAUGAAACUAGCAGUGAAGUUGACCAACUUAAACUACACGAUUCGGAACCUGCAAAUCUCAGUACGAAUGAUCGCCUGGAUAGAUUAGAAAAUACUUUGUUUAUUGUAUUAUCAAAAUUAAAUAUUCUUGCAGACAAAACAGUGAUUACCACACCUGAACUUUCUCCUAGUAUUGACGAACGAUUGGAAAAAUUAGAAAGAGCAAUGUCUACAGUUUUGGCGAAAUUGGAUAUUCUUCUAGAUAAAACAGUUAUUCCGGUAUCCAUGCGUCGCAAGAGAAAUGACAUAGGAUUUCAAGUGGUCAGUAGCAUAGAAGAGCUGUCAAUUUUAGAAUCAAACUUGGCCCAACCAGAUUAUUUCAAUGAAGUUUCGUCAUGGUUAGAACAUAACAUAUGGGAAAUCACCCCCGAAAAUAGGAUGAUAGAAAUUUUGGAUCUAAUUUUUUCAAAAAAAUUUUUGACCCUCUGUAGUUGGACCGGCAUAGGUAAGGGAAAAGAAAAAGUUCCUAUGAUGACACAUAAAAAUAUUCUUGAAUUAUUUAGACUUCAUGGCAGCACAGAAGAGGCUGUGGUCACCGAUAAAGUUUUGGCUCGUUUUUUUAUGAAAAAGCUCAAAAAUGCAACAAAACGAGCUUAUUCGAAGGGAUUGCGAAAAAGUACACAGCACAAGUUCGAAUCUGUUUGAAUUCAUUGUUUUGUUGUAUAAAAAUAAACUAUGUGAAUUUAUUAUUUCAAUGUAUGAAUUAAAGGAAUAAAAACAUAAAGAUCGGGUGUCCUGGUUUGUACUGCAA
Messenger RNA from Anopheles gambiae (African malaria mosquito), 1941 nucleotides. RefSeq lists its product as uncharacterized. Lineage: Eukaryota; Metazoa; Arthropoda; Insecta; Diptera; Culicidae. The coding region runs from base 573 to 1835 and encodes 420 amino acids. The transcript has 2 exons. The record is from RefSeq and is a predicted model, not a curated record.